Messenger RNA from Misgurnus anguillicaudatus (oriental weatherfish), 3062 nucleotides. The record is from RefSeq and is a predicted model, not a curated record. Lineage: Eukaryota; Metazoa; Chordata; Actinopteri; Cypriniformes; Cobitidae.
CAAUUUCAAGUAGAUGUGUGACGUCACCUCCGCUCAAACCAACACAGACGGUCUAGUAUCCACAGGGUUUUGCAAGAAUGACAAAAACCAUGACGUUCGACUCAAAGUGGAAGCGAUACGGGUGACAGAAUCCGAAUCCAAAGUAAAAGCAGGUGAGGGUUUCUUUGCCAUAUACCCACGAACCAACGCUCCUCGCAUUAACCUCUUUGCAAGGCCGGAUGAGGAUCUAUACCGCUACCGUGGCAUCAUGGCACUGCUUCGGGUACAAAAGGAUUACUUGGCAAUGCACUGCGGACGACUGUUGUACUCUGUGGCCUUGCAUCAGUCCAAGCCUGCUAUGUUGAACGCAAGCAAAAUGGUAAAAGGGGAAGAAAUGCACCUUGAACUAUUAACAUGUGGGGACUCUGUGACCCCUAUAGCUGUGAAGUCUUUAAAAGAAGAGAUUGAAAGGAUUGGCCCCACGAAUUUACCUAUACUGCAAAAUCCAAAACCUGGAGAUGAAAAAUCUACAAAGGUCCAACAACGUCCAAUGGACAAUGUGAACACAGCUAAUCCAGAUCAAGACCUUGAAGCCAAGUCCCACAUUUCCAGUCCUCCUUCCUCUCCUCAAAGUGAAUCCCUCCCACCCAGAGACAUCCCUGACCUCUUUCUUUCGCACACACAUGUAACAGAGUCUCCAUUGACAAGAGAAGAUCGCGCCCACUCCUUUGCUCAAGAGGGCCACGUGUCCCGCCCAGGGGCGGAGACACUGAGCGUCAUCUUGCACGGUGCCGCCGACCUGCCCCCCCUGAGUGACGGAGGUGUCCCGCUUCCAUUUGCUAUCAUGAGGAGUCAUGCGGAUGUGGCAUGUGAUUGGAGGAGCCACGCCGUAACCAGGUGCCCACCUCAGCCUACACACAACCCCUCAUGGGAGGAGACAAUCAGGGUGGAGCUAAGGGACACCAAAUGGGAAACCCAUCGGAAGGAUGUUACCCUCACCGUGGCUGAUGGUCGAACCAAAGAGCUUCUGGCCCAUUUCCGGCUGCCCGUGCCGUAUCUGCACCCGUUUCAUCAUUAUCACCUAGAGCUGGUGCAGAGUCCCAGGGACCAAGAGUCAUCUGGGACGCGUCUCUAUGUCACCAUGGUGCGUAAACUUAGCCUCCUUCCCAGACAGCCCUGUUUCUACUUCACAGGCUUUGAGGUGUUGCUGCAGUCUGUAAACAAACCCUUCAGGAGUCCAGUUGGUUCCUUGAUAGCUGUGGCACGCAUAGUUGCCGAUUUUAACUCGCACAGAAGCAAUGUGCUGCUCCGUGAUCCCAGGGCUACAGGCGUCUCAGUGAGGUCGGUCUGGUUUCCUGAUCCAUCUGAAUAUGCUUUUACAGUUCCUACCCUCACUGCACACGGCUGGCCACAGGUCUCUCUGCCAGGGUCUCCUGAGGAUCAGCCCGUGUGGAAUCACUCUUUUCUAUUCCUGGGUCGUGACUGUGCCACUGUCUUUACUGAAGGAGCAGCACUUGUUCUGGAGUUUUACCCCACAGCAGCCAAAGUGAUGAACAUGGGGAGCUGGCACAUCCAGGGCCCUCUUGCAUUCUCAGGACUGAUCCUGGAUCAUUCACUCUAUAGGAAACUGUCUGAGAGAGGACUCAGGGUGCCACAUCUGCCACUGCAGAUUCCUGCUGUUAACAAAGGCUGCCCGUCAUUUACCACCUCUGAAACCCCACCCACUAUCAGCCUGGUGAUUCGUCUUAUUGGCUCAGAGCGCCCAGACUCGUUCCUAACUGAAAUGGAUUGCAGUGUCCUUCCCUCCCUGGAUCUUGAGCAUCCGAAUGCAGAGGAAUCAUGCCCAAUAAAUGAUCAGACACACCCAGAGACAGUGCCUCCCAAUCCUGAAGACCACACCCUUCUGCCCUUGGAAAAAGAUUUGUAUGAUUUGCCGUCACAUGAUGCAAUUUCCAGUAUCCUGUCAGAGUACCUUCAUAUCAACAACAAGCCAAAAGCUGCGAUCAAGACCGAAUCUACAAGACAGGAAAAAACAAACCCUCUGCUCAACCGAACUUUUGACGUACAUCCACUGCACCAUAGUCUCCCUGUGCCUGAUUUACAAAAUGAUCAGCAGGCGACUGAAGUCACUGAACAUCAAACCAAAGAGUUGGAGAACUACCGUACAGCUAUGCAUAAGAUGGCAGAUGACAUCAUCGUCCUGCGCUCUCAGGUGAGCAGUCUGGAGUCUGAGAACAGUCAGUUGAGGCGGGACUUCUCCCUGCAUCAAGACCUGGGCCGCACCCUACUGGACGAUACAGAUGUUGACGUCAUGACCAAGACUGAGAUCGCUGACCGGAUCGCUUCUCUGAAGUUUAAGCUGGCGAGUGAAAGCAGCCGGGCCGCUGUCCAAAACGACCGAAUCCAACAGCUUCAGAACGAGCUGAUCAGGAAGAACGACAUUGAAAAAGAGUUUAUUCAGUUGCAAAGAGCACAUCAGCAGCAACAAGCCGUGUUAAAGAAAUAUGAGGCUCGUGUCAGUAAGAUAGCUGCACUGGAGGAUACAAUUCGACAACAGGAUAAGGUCAUUGAUAAGAUGGAGAAGCUACUGGACACCAAAUUAAGAAAGAGAAAUAAAGAGAAUUCAGAAAAGAAGACACCUAUGAAACAUAAAGAAGAAGAGCACAAGAUGAGAGAGAUCGAGGCUGUGCUUGUAACCGAAAACUCUCGACUUCGGGAAGAACUGGACAGACUCCGAAAUCAACCUCCUCCUGCCAUUAUUCAACAGCCUGUACAGUCCCAUCAGCCUCUUUCAGACAGUGAGAAACUGGAGUUACUAACACAGCUGGCGAGAGCUGAGGGUCGAAUCCAGACACUGGAGCAACAGCUUAAAGAAAUCUCCAAACAGUGGGGUAAAGAGAAACAAGAGAUGUUGACCAGACUAAGUGAAUAUGAACAUGGAUUUGCCAGAACAUCAACCAUGAUUUUUCAUGACCUGCCCGUGAAAAGUGUGACUGACUCUGUGUUGGGGCGGGUUCGACAUGGACAACUGGACCCUCUGAAGUGACAACGUCAUAUCACUGUAUUAAAAAACUACAACAUCA